AUGUAUGCAAAACUUGCCACAAAUACUCCAAUUUACGAUUUAAUUCUUCAGAUGGCCAAAAAUGGCGCUGUAAAAGAGUCGCCAAAAAACCAGGGAAAAAUCACCGACUUCUGGAAGGCGAAAACGCCGAACAAAAGCGCCGUGGAAGAUCCAGAUCAGCCGCUGAAAAAAUCUCCCAAAAAGACAGCGAAAUCGGUGACAGAAAAUUCCUCCUCUGGAAAAAUGCCUGGUAAAAAAGCUGGAAGCCCCGGUGGCAAACGGCUGGAAAAACUCGGCCAAAAAGAGCCCGUGAAAUCGAAAAUUCCAAAAAUGGAUGACGGCACGUCGAAGUUCUCUGUUGGCAGCGUCAGAGCUGUUUUAAACAGAGCCAACCCAGAAAUGAUGAUAGGAAAUCUGGUUCCUUCGUGCGUCAGCGCCGCUGCGACUCAAUUCGCAAUUUACAUGGCCCAAACGGCGCUAGAAAACAGCAUGAGAAGAACUGGAAAAGAAGCUGACAGCGCAAUAAUCGAAUACGAAGACGUGGCAAUCGGUGUCAACGGCGACCCAAGACUGGAAGUAAUCCACGGAAAUAUUCCAUACCAGCUCACCGCUGUUGAAGCGCUAAAAAGACGCGAAGAGUUUCUCAAGUCUCAGGACAAGAGAUGA
This is a messenger RNA of Oikopleura dioica, 645 nucleotides long. The record is from the annotation of a GenBank genome assembly. Lineage: Eukaryota; Metazoa; Chordata; Appendicularia; Copelata; Oikopleuridae.